Messenger RNA from Pieris rapae (cabbage white), 6186 nucleotides. Its product is annotated as sal-like protein 3. NCBI's taxonomy places the organism in Eukaryota, Metazoa, Arthropoda, Insecta, Lepidoptera, Pieridae. Gene Ontology annotation, molecular function: DNA-binding transcription factor activity, RNA polymerase II-specific; RNA polymerase II cis-regulatory region sequence-specific DNA binding. Gene Ontology annotation, cellular component: nucleus. Gene Ontology annotation, biological process: regulation of transcription by RNA polymerase II. The transcript is spliced from 8 exons. The record is from RefSeq and is a predicted model, not a curated record. Bases 361 to 4410 code for a protein of 1349 amino acids.
ACCGGCGUCUCGGCCGCGGCCGGGCACAUGUCACUUAUGAAUAUGAGGCGUUAUGAUUAUGAAAUAUGCCCCGCCCUGAAUAUUGAAUAUAGAGGAGGGAGAGCUCGGAACGCGUGCGAAUGGGCGAAGUUUGAUUUAUGAGCCGGGGCCGGCCCCGCCUCCCUGUCAUAACCGUGUACCUGGUGCGCGCGCGCGCGGCCGCCGCCCGCCGCUCGGCUCAGUCCCGCGUCAGAUGGCGAGAGGAGCGCCCGGCUGUUCGUCCGUGCCGCACUCUAAGUGACCCGGCCGCGAGUGAGCCCUGUGACCGCCUGACGGCCUGCCAUGCGCCGGCUGUGACCCGCCAGCCCCAGCGCGCUAGCCAUGCCGCGCGUCAAGCCUGCCUGCGUCCGCCGCGUCUCCAUCGGUGAAAGUUCGGGGUCAUGUUCUGAAGAAGAAAUUAACAAUGUUUUGCCUGAAGACCUCCGAGAUCGCCCUGAAACGCACAUGUGCCCCAGAUGUCAGGAGCAAUUCGAAAAUUUUAACGAUUUCUUGUAUCACAAACGACUUUGCGAUGAAAAAGCAAUUCAAAUGGGUGAAGAGAGAAUGCACUCAGAUCCUGAAGACAUGGUUGUGUCUGGGGACGAAGAAAUGGAUAGCCCCAACAAACGAUUAGAGCAAGUAAGAAGGCAUCGUCAGGAUGCUGAAAAUAAUAAUAGUCUAGAAGAUGGGGAAGCCGAAGUACCUGAAGCUGAUGUUCCUCCUGUUGGAUUACCAUUUUCGGUAGCAGGGCAUGUGACACUAGAAGCACUUCAAAAUACGAAGGUUGCCGUAGCACAGUUUGCUGCAACAGCAAUGGCCAAUAACGCCAACAAUGAAGCUGCUUUACAUGAGCUGGCAGUAUUACAGAGUACGUUGUUCACAUUGCAGCAUCAGCAAGUGUUUCAACUUCAAUUAAUAAGACAGUUGCAAAAUCAAUUAUCAUUAACGAGGAGAAAAGAUGAUCAACCACCAAGUCCAUCGCCGGUUGAACAAGAAGCGACCGCUCCAUCGACUCCGGUUCGAUCACCAUCACCGCCUCGUCCGCCACGGGAGCCAUCUCCUGCUGCACCAACUCCUCCCAGUAGCCAAAGCUUGCCAUCGACCCACUCGCAUAUCACACCUAAAAUUGAACCGAUUUCCAUCCCGAAACCGCCAACCGCAUCUCCACCUAUGAUGUCACAUCCACCCUACAGCUCCAUUUCGUCAUCAUUAGCUUCUUGUAUUAUCACGAAUAAUGAUCCUCCACCGUCCCUUAAUGAACCAAAUACACUUGAAAUGCUACAGAAGCGAGCGCAAGAAGUACUUGACAAUGCAUCACAAGGCUUAUUAGCAAAUAAUUUAGCCGACGAACUGGCAUUUAGAAAAUCUGGCAAAAUGUCACCCUAUGAUGGAAAAAGUGGAGGUAGAAAUGAACCGUUUUUCAAACACAGAUGCAGAUAUUGUGGAAAAGUUUUUGGAAGUGACUCUGCACUCCAAAUACACAUACGGUCUCAUACAGGCGAGCGACCUUUUAAAUGUAAUGUUUGUGGAUCAAGAUUCACAACAAAAGGAAACCUUAAAGUCCACUUUCAAAGGCAUACAUCUAAGUUUCCACACGUAAAAAUGAACCCGAACCCAGUGCCAGAACACUUAGACAAAUACCACCCUCCACUACUUGCACAACUAUCUCCGGGGCCAAUUCCAGGGAUGCCCCCACAUCCUCUUCAGUUUCCACCUGGCGCACCAGCUCCAUUUCCGCCAAGCUUGCCAUUAUACAGACCAACGCAUCAUGAUUUACUUCCUCCUCGCCCACUCGGCGACAAGACACUAACACCACACCCAUUAUUUACAAUGAGAGAAGAGCAAGAUGCACCUGCAGAUUUAAGCAAACCUUCUGCACCCAGCCCAUCAAGAUUAACAUCUGAGAUGUUUAAGUCUGAACCACAAGACGAUGAGAGCCAACGCGAUUCUAGUUUUGAAGAAACUGACCGAAUAUCACCUAAGCGAGAGCCAGAGGAGAAUGAACCCGUACAUGACGCAGAACAAGAUCGAUAUCCUUCCACUUCACCCUACGAUGACUGCAGUAUGGACUCGAAGUAUAGUAAUGAAGACCAAAUCGGAAGAGAGAGCCCUCACGUGAAGCCGGAUCCUGAUCAACCGGAAAAUCUUUCAAGUAAGAAUCGGUCGAUAACUGGACCAAUUUCAAUAGCAACGGGACUUCGUACUUUUCCAAGUUUUCCAUUAUUUCCUCAUUCCCCUCCUAGCAGUAUCUCCUCGGAUUGUCACAAUCCAUUUCACAACUUUACUCAGACGGUCGUUGAACCAGACCUUACUAGAGAUCCUAUGUUAUAUAAUUCACUUCUCCCUAGACCGGGCAGCAAUGAUAACUCAUGGGAAAGUUUAAUUGAAAUAACGAAAACUUCAGAAACAUCCAAGUUACAGCAAUUAGUUGACAAUAUUGACAAUAAGGUGUCUGAUCCAAAUGAAUGUAUUGUGUGUCAUCGUGUUCUUUCUUGUAAAAGUGCUUUGCAAAUGCACUACCGAACUCACACCGGUGAGAGACCAUUUCGUUGUAAAUUAUGUGGUCGAGCAUUUACUACUAAAGGAAAUCUUAAAACCCAUAUGGGUGUCCACCGCAUUAAACCUCCUUCUCAAAUUUUACACCAAUGUCCUGUUUGCCAUAGAAGGUUUCCUGAUCCGAAUAUUCUCCAUCAACACAUUCGAACACACACAGGCGACCGUUACAGUACCCCUUUCGAUCAAUUAGUGAUUCGCGACGUAGCCGACAAUCAAUCAGUAAGCAAUAAUGACUCUGAAUAUGGCCCUUUCUUUUCUAUUCCAACCCCAACCUUUCCAACACCGUCCACUCCCGGCGACCGUUGGGCGGACUCCCGCGGAACCGACGAUGAGAGCGGCCGUGACGAGCGCGAGCUUCCUACUCGGGAGUUCGACGAUGAAUCUGAUAAUGUAAAGGAUCGUCGAACUUCGCCGCUCUCCGUCUGCGCCCCGGCGUCCGAAUGCGAAAUGAAAACCAUCACCACAACGGCUUCCCUCCCAUCGGCGACAGGUUCGGAGAGCGGGCGGAGUGCGCGAGCUUCACCGCCAUCACCGUCCCCGCCGCCGUCGGCGCUGUCUACGCCGCCAGGGCUGCCGCACCAUUCACCGCUGCCCUCGCCGCCUACGCCCCUGGCUGCACUGGGUGCCCUCGGCGGAUCGCCCUUCAGCCCGCUCGGACUCGCGUUCCCUCCCGCAGUGCGUGGAAACACAACGUGUACCAUCUGCUACAAAACCUUUGCGUGCAACUCAGCACUCGAGAUACACUACCGAAGUCACACUAAGGAGCGACCUUUCAAAUGCACCGUCUGUGACAGAGGCUUCUCUACUAAGAGCAGUGGCGGUUGCCAAUGCGGCAGGCGCGCACGUGCCCCACGCCCGCCACACGCCACUGCUUUGGACCUCUGGAACGCCUUCGUCUAUCCGGGUAACAUGAAGCAACAUAUGCUUACGCAUAAAAUACGGGAUAUGCCACCAAGUUUCGAUAAGAAUGGAAGUAACCCAGCGAGCAGUGAAGAUGGGCGGGAACCAAGUCCCGAGAGGCGAUCGUCACCCGAUAAAAUGGAUCUGAAGCGGUCACCCCCAGUACAUCCGCCACCACCCAUGAAUCACCCGCCCCCUAUUGAUAUGCCACCUUUGCCAAAGAGACCUACAGUGCCAAGUGCGCCUGUACACCCGCCACUCUCAGCAUCAUCAAAGCAUUUAUGCGGAGUGUGUCGCAAGAAUUUCUCGUCUUCGUCAGCUCUUCAAAUUCACAUGCGGACUCAUACGGGCGACAAACCAUUCCGCUGCGCAGUCUGCCAGAAAGCUUUUACUACAAAAGGAAAUCUAAAGGUUCACAUGGGAACUCACAUGUGGAGCGGAGGAGCAUCACGACGCGGGCGUCGUAUGUCGCUGGAGCUGCCACCACGGCCCUUGCACGAGCCCCAUGAUCUGCUGCGACGACCUGAUCUAUUCUACCCCUAUCUCCCUGCGCCCUUUCUUAACGGCAUGCAGCAAAAGCUGAAUGAAAUAUCGGUGAUACAACAAAGCGCUGGGCAGAACGGAGUAGCCGGUAAGUUCCCGGGUCUCCUUGGCUUCGGUGCGUUUGGGGCUGGUCGACCAGGUGCAGCGUCACCGUUGGAAAGGCCGCCAUCCUUGGAGAACGAUGAACGUCAAGCUGCCAUGAGGGAGUUAGCUGAACGCGGGCGGGAACUUGCUGAAAGACGGCAGAUGCGCGAAGAGAGUGAUCAUUACAGAUCUCCUGUCCACGCUCCGCCUACACCCGCGCAGCCUUCCUCCCCCGCGUCACAUCAUCCGCAUCAACAUCCUUUAGCCUCACUACCACCACCCGCUAGAACCGAAGGUCUCACCGUCUGAACCUCUAGAUAUCGAUAAGGGGACUUUUCUCACUUCAGAGAGCAUCACUGUUCCUUAAAUCACAGACUACAUUUGUAAAUAAACGGUCUAAAAAGGUGCAAAUAAGUGACGGAUAGAAAACUGAUGACAAAACGCAAUACGACUUUAUGGACAGUGGUGCGAUCUGAGCUUAGCGUGAUCCCAUUGAUCGUCGACGACCACAUUCCAAAGACCGAUAGCGGGCAAGUCACCAACGAUCAAGUAUUCUCAAAUAUGUACAAAGAAAAAGAGUACUCAAAGUGAAGGACUGAUCUUAAAUGUAUUGUGUUAGCGUAAGACACGUAAGUGUAUCGAUGUAUUUAUAGUCGUUAUUCCAAGUGUUAUUACGCCUAUAGUAUUACUAUAAGUAUGCACGAGUACGGGCCGGGGGCAAUGCGGGAGCAAUCCCACUAUAUGUCAUUACUCUGUGAUAAUGCACAUGAAGAGGCUGUGUCUUUCGGACAGAAGUAUGAAAUCAGAUAUAUUAGAUGCAGUCGAAUGUGCUUCAACAUCAAAAGUAAUUAUAAAUUAUCCCAAAAAUUAAUUAUUCAUAAAUCUAUAUCGUAAAUUGUAAAUAAAAUGUAUAAUAUUUAGUUUUGUAAGUAAAAUAGUUAAAUUACGUAAAUUUAUGCUAUAUCUAUAUAAUUAUGUAAGUGGAGUGCGCUAUGCAUGAUUUUCUUUAAAACCACAUUCCAAUGUGAAGAGAUUCUACUUUGUGUCACCAAAGAUUCAUCAGAGUUAAGGCGACAAAGAAUCUCCUUUGGCAACGAAAAUUUUAUACUUGUAAUGAACGAAAUGUGAAUACGACAAUACAAUUAUUUAAUAAAACACUUUAUAACUAGGGUACUGUAGUUGGCACUACCACACAAUUUAAUAAAAAUAUUUUUUUAAAAACCCCACUUUGAAAUAGACCGAUCAAAUGCUUGCUGGGUUUAAACGUAUUAUUAUUAUUUUAAAAUUAUCGUAUUGUCGUAUUCAUGUGGUACAGGGGAAUGUACUUACUUUACAUUAUUAACUUAUUCUCGCUCUAAGUACUCAAUAUAUUUACUAUAAUAUUUAACUGUGGUAACAGAGGAUAAUGACAUAUUCAUAUCAUGUAAAUUAAAAAGUAUUUGCAUUUGAGGUCUACAUAGAUUUAAGUGAUAGCUAUAUUUCUUUAGGAUAUUUCAACAUAUCUCUGUAAAAAUAUGUAUUAGAUAUUCAGACUGUUUAAGUUCAUUUCCAAAAAUGCAUUUCGAUGUACCUAAUCUGUUUUUUUCAAACUUAGAUGUGUAUAAAUGUUCUACUAAAUUAUUUAUAUUGUCAAAUCAUGCAUACACUCUUAGCGCCAAGUUCACCGAUGUGUUCACGAACCGUUUUAAUUAAACUGAAUUAAGCCAAUGAGAAAAGCGGGCCGUUAAAACGUCGAUGAAUUUGCGCCUUAGUAUUAACGCUUGGGGGACGCUAGGUCUCAAGUUUAGUUGUCUAGAUUAAAUUCUCAUAGCACCUACAAUAUAAUUUUCAUGUUGCGAAUAGAUAUAGAGUAGUGUAGUCAUGAAUAUGAUGUGUCAUGUCCAUGUCAGUAUAAACGAUCAAGUGUAAAUUAUUAAAUGUUUAUGUAAAUGUCCAGAAAGUAUUCAAAUUAUUUAAAAAACAAUUAUUACACUUAUUUUUCUUUUUUGUUCUCCUUUACCUUAAUCCCGUUUUUGUUUCUUAUAUAAAAUUUCUCAAAUACAGAGUAUAUAAACAAAAAAGUUAUUUUAUAAAACUUGCGACAAA